AGGGGGAGAAGAGAGGCCGCGGUCCUAGCUGAGAGGGAGGGAGAGAGAGAAGAGAGCGGUGGGAGGACACGGUCAGGGCUCCACGUCCUGCUUCUCCUCCUCGGUGCGCACACGGGGGUGGCGAAGAGCCAGAGCGGCGAAGCAGGUUGCUGAAUUCCUCCACCUCUACCCCUGUUUUGUUUCUUCUCUCUUCCCCGGAGCGGACGCAGAACGAAGCCUGGGACUAUGGAGGAUGUGUACCCCUACAGCCGCAGCCCAGUCUGGGAGGAACUGGAGCCGGAGAAAGGGGCCGUGUCGUCCGCGGCGGGGGUGCAUGCCCAUGUGGUGGGCGCUGUCGCCGGCAGCGGGGCUGCGGACGAGUCCUCCGACAGCGAGGCAGAGCAGGAAGGCCCCCAGAAGCUGAUCCGGAAAGUGUCCACCUCUGGACAGAUCAGGAGCAAGACCAGCAUAAAGGAAGGAUUGUUGCUGAAACAGACGAGCUCCUUCCAGAGGUGGAAAAAGCGCUACUUCAAACUGAGAGGCCGAACUCUUUACUACGCCAAAGAUGCCAAGUCUGGCAGCGCCUUGGCGCGGUGGCAGGAGCGGGCGCUGCGCAGGGUGUCCAGGAGCCGCGUGUGCUGGCGAGUCAUGUCCGUGUGCUGGACGGGCGCACGGCGCUCCCCCCCACCUCUUGGUGCCAGUGGAUCUGAGGAGGGCCUAGUGAGAAUUCGGUCCCUUAUCUUCGAUGAGGUGGAUCUAUCAGAUGCCAGUGUUGCAGAGUCCAGCACAAAGAAUGUCAACAACAGCUUCACGGUGAUCACCCCGUUCCGUAGGCUCAUCCUCUGCGCCGAGAACAGGAAAGAGAUGGAGGACUGGAUCAGUUCGCUCAAGUCCGUCCAGUCCAGGGAGCAUUACGAGACGGCACAGUUUAAUGUGGAACAUUUCUCAGGGAUGCACAACUGGUACGCCUGCUCCCACGCACGGCCCACCUUCUGCAACGUCUGUAAAGACAGCUUGUCUGGGGUCACAUCUCAUGGCCUCUCCUGCGAAGUGUGCAAGUUCAAAGCCCACAAACGCUGUGCCGUAAGAGCCACUAACAACUGCAAAUGGACGACCUUGGCCUCUAUAGGCAAGGACAUCAUUGAAGAUGAGGAUGGGAUUGCCAUGCCUCAUCAGUGGUUGGAGGGCAACCUGCCUGUCAGUGCCAAAUGUGCCGUGUGUGAUAAGACAUGUGGCAGCGUGCUAAGGCUGCAGGACUGGCGCUGCCUCUGGUGCAAAGCCAUGGUGCAUACAGCCUGUAUGGACCUGUACCCUCGCAAGUGUCCUCUGGGUCAAUGCAAAGUCUCCAUCAUUCCCCCCACGGCGCUCAACAGCAUCGAUUCAGAUGGCUUCUGGAAGGCCACCUGUCCCCCGUCGUGUGCCAGUCCCCUCCUGGUCUUCGUCAACUCGAAAAGCGGCGACAACCAGGGGGUGAAGUUCCUGCGACGCUUCAAGCAGCUUCUCAACCCGGCACAAGUCUUUGACCUGGUCAACGGGGGUCCACACCUCGGCCUGCGUCUGUUCCAGAAGUUUGACAACUUUCGGAUCCUGGUGUGUGGCGGCGACGGCAGCGUGGGAUGGGUCCUGUCAGAGAUAGACAAACUCAACCUCCACAAGCAGUGCCAGCUGGGGGUGUUGCCCCUCGGCACCGGCAACGAUCUGGCCCGGGUGCUGGGCUGGGGCCCUUCGUGCGACGACGACACCCAGCUGCCCCAGAUCCUGGAGAAGCUGGAGCGGGCCAGCACCAAGAUGCUGGACCGCUGGAGCAUCAUGACCUACGAGAUCAAGAUCCCACCCAAACACAGCUACCCCACCACGCCCGAGGGAGCCGACGACUGCCAGUUUCACAUUUCAGCGUAUGAACACUCAGUGACCACUCACCUCACAAAGAUCCUCAACUCAGAGCAGCACUCUGUGGUCAUCUCCUCUGCCAAGAUUCUGUGCGAAACUGUGAAGGAUUUUAUUGCCAAAGUGGGGAAAGCGUAUGAAAAAAGCACAGAGAACGUUGAGGAAUGCGACUCCAUGUCUCUCAAAUGUGCCAUCCUGAACGAGAAGCUGGACUCCCUCCUGCAGACGCUGAACGCAGAGUGCCAGUCCCUGCCGCCGCUUCCCCACUGCACCCCUCCGAUCGUGGAAGAAGAACAAGAGGAGGAAGAAGAGGAAGAGGAGGAGGAGGAGGAGGCCAGCGAGGAGAGCUUAACGGAGCUCAAGGGGAAGCUGGAGGAGGAGGAGACGGAGAAGGGGCGCGGGGGCAGCGGGCCCCCCCAGCAGCUGUUUAAAAGCCGGGAGCAGCUGAUGCUCAGGGCCAACAGUCUGAAGAAAGCCGUCCGGCAAAUCAUAGACCAGGCUGUGAGAGUGGUGGACGAGCAGAACGCCCACACGGAUGACACGGAGCUUCCGUCGCCGCUGGAGUUCAGGAAGGACAGCGAGGACGAGAACAGGGACAGCGAGAAGGACGAGGACACCAAGGAACUGGAGGCGGUGUCGUCCGCCAGGAGCCCCUGUUCCCCGACAGAGAGCAGGGUGAGCCGCAGCACCCAGUCGUACGGCCCCUUCACCAUCACCCCCUUCACCACCAGCAAGGAGAACCUCCCCGUGCUCAACACACGCAUCAUCUGCCCUG
Molecule: messenger RNA, 2641 nt
Organism: Poecilia latipinna (sailfin molly)
Lineage: Eukaryota; Metazoa; Chordata; Actinopteri; Cyprinodontiformes; Poeciliidae
Product: diacylglycerol kinase eta-like
Exons: 18
Biological process (GO): signal transduction
Cellular component (GO): plasma membrane
Molecular function (GO): ATP-dependent diacylglycerol kinase activity
Source: RefSeq, a predicted model, not a curated record